CAUGACCGGGAAACAAGGCGCCGUGCUGUCGGAAAGUUUACCCGUAUCGGAGAAAACCUCUCUGGGUGCGAAUGGAGGGAGGAACAGCCACCAGCCGAAGAGCAGCGCGACCCAUCCGCCGCCCAGGUGCACCGGCUUCGGCAUCCAGGAGAUCCUGGGGCUGAAUAAGGAGCCGUCCGCGGCCCCGAGGAGCCCGCUGAGCUCGCUGCCGGCCGCGGCGCACCUCAUCGCCGCUCGGUCCUUCCUGGGCCCCGUCGGCAUGGGGGUGGGAUUAAUCGACCCCUGCAGAAUACCGUCGUUUUACAGACAACCGAUGUUUUUAGAGUCUGUGCUCUCGAGCGCACGAGACGUUCACCUGCAGCCUCACAGCAGGUCCGUCGGGCCGCUGGACACCAGCCAGUCCGCCAGCUCAGACUCAGAUGAUUUGUCUUCAAAUGAAAGAAAACUCUCAAAGUCGUCAGUAAGUCAAAGCAAGAAACGGAAGAAAAGACGUCACCGGACGAUCUUCACCUCCUAUCAGCUGGAGGAGCUGGAGAAGGCCUUCAACGAGGCGCACUACCCGGAUGUGUACGCCCGAGAGAUGUUGGCCAUGAAAACAGAGCUACCUGAAGACAGAAUACAGGUGUGGUUUCAGAACCGCAGAGCCAAGUGGAGGAAGAGGGAGAAAUGCUGGGGCCGCAGCACAGUGAUGGCCGAGUACGGGCUGUACGGGGCCAUGGUGAGGCACUCCAUCCCGCUGCCAGAGUCCAUCCUCAAGUCUGCCAAGGACGGCAUCAUGGAGUCCUGCGCCCCCUGGCUGCUCGGGAUGCACAAAAAGUCCACGGAGGCGGUGGUCGUCCCGGCAACGGGGCAGUGUGAUGCGGCCCAGCAGCCGAGCUCUCAGAGGGCGGUAGAAGCCGAGGCGGAGGAGAAGAGGUCAGAGGGCAAGUCCACCAUUUCUAAAGAGGAACUGAGAGAGAACAGCAUUGCUGCACUCAGGGCCAAGGCACAGCAGCACAGUGCCAAAGUGCUGGGGACGGUUUCUCAGGACAGACUGCUGGACGAGCCCCAGGAGAGAGCGGCGGCCGAGGAGAAAGCCGCUGAUCCCCUGAGUCCUGCAGAGGAGGAGAGAAGUCCCUAGAGGCGCUCACGUUCCUGUGGACUGGUCAUGAGUGAACGCAGUGGGCUGCACGUCCCCAACAUGAGUCAGUGUCCAGCAGGUGCUCAUCCCUCAGGGACUCCAUCACUGGCUGCUCCUGGACUUCUCUGAGAGGAGAACUCAUCUGGCUGUCACCGGUUCACUGCUGCACAGAGGAUGCAAAAUGCACUUUUUCUGAUUUACUUCCAAAUCUACAGUUAUUGUUGCUUAUGCAUCGUAUGAUUUGACUGAGUGGGAGUAAAGUGUUAAUAUGGGUGUAUAUAUAUCCCACAGUUAUAGAGAGCGUCAGAUGAGUACAAUUUAAUGAAGUAACACCGUUAUAUUAAUUUAGGACUACC
Pseudoliparis swirei is the source of this 1476-nucleotide messenger RNA. Its product is annotated as visual system homeobox 2-like. The transcript has 5 exons. The record is from RefSeq and is a predicted model, not a curated record. Gene Ontology annotation, biological process: regulation of transcription by RNA polymerase II. Bases 2 to 1120 code for a protein of 372 amino acids. NCBI's taxonomy places the organism in Eukaryota, Metazoa, Chordata, Actinopteri, Perciformes, Liparidae. Gene Ontology annotation, molecular function: sequence-specific double-stranded DNA binding; DNA-binding transcription factor activity, RNA polymerase II-specific. Gene Ontology annotation, cellular component: nucleus.